Sander lucioperca (pikeperch) is the source of this 1865-nucleotide messenger RNA. It is a transcript of the gene septin10, whose product is annotated as septin 10. The transcript has 10 exons. Gene Ontology annotation, cellular component: septin complex; septin ring; cell division site. NCBI's taxonomy places the organism in Eukaryota, Metazoa, Chordata, Actinopteri, Perciformes, Percidae. Gene Ontology annotation, biological process: cytoskeleton-dependent cytokinesis. Gene Ontology annotation, molecular function: GTP binding; GTPase activity; molecular adaptor activity. The record is from RefSeq and is a predicted model, not a curated record. The coding region runs from base 210 to 1493 and encodes 427 amino acids.
GCCUUCAUUUGUAGAAUUUAGUUUUAAAGCAAAUGUACAAACUAUAGUUCUAACCUCAUUCUUAUCUUGUAUUGAGUAGUCUAGUCUGCCUAGUUGUCGACAGUAAACCCAGUGAGGCGGUCCUGAUCAGGGUUCUUAAAAAAAAAAAAGUUGGUCUUUAGUUAGUUUUGUCUAAUUAUUUCUGAAUUUAUUAACUUCUGGCUAAAAUAAUGGCUUCUACAGAUGUUGCUCGGCAGCCGGGUCAAGGAGUCCGGCCCCUGUCCCUGGCAGGCCAUGUGGGCUUUGACAGCCUCCCAGAUCAGCUUGUCAACAAGUCCAUCUGCCAGGGCUUCUGUUUUAAUAUUCUCUGCAUUGGUGAGACUGGUAUCGGAAAGUCUACCCUGAUGGACACUUUGUUCAAUACAAACUUUGAGAACUUAGAGUCAUCCCACUUUGAGCCUCAAGUGAAGCUGCAUGCUCAAACCUAUGACCUACAGGAGAGCAACGUCCGACUACGCCUUACCGUGGUCAACACCGUAGGCUUCGGAGACCAAAUGAACAAACAAGAGAGCUAUCAGCCAGUGGUGGACUAUAUCGACAGGCAGUUUGAGAGUUAUCUACAGGAGGAGCUAAAAAUCAAACGCUCUCUUCACAACUACCAUGACUCGCGAGUCCACGCUUGCCUUUACUUCAUCUCUCCCUCAGGUCAUUCACUUAAAUCCCUGGACCUGGUCACGAUGAAAAAGCUAGACAGCAAGGUGAACAUCAUCCCUGUGAUUGCCAAAGCUGACACCAUCAGUAAGAGCGAGCUACAUAAAUUCAAGAUUAAAAUCAUGAGUGAGCUGGUCAGCAAUGGCGUCCAAAUCUAUCAGUUCCCCCUGGAUGAUGAGACCGUCGCCAAGGUCAACACUACUAUGAAUGGUCACUUGCCUUUUGCUGUAGUAGGCAGCACAGAGGAAGUCUCCGUUGGCAAUAAGAUGGUGAAGGCUCGUCAGUAUCCCUGGGGUGUAGUACAAGUGGAGAACGAGAGUCACUGUGACUUUGUGAAGCUGAGGGAGAUGCUGAUCUGUGUAAACAUGGAGGACCUGAGAGAGCAGACACACACGCGCCACUAUGAGCUGUACCGGCGCUGCAAGCUGGAAGAAAUGGGAUUUAAAGACACCGACCCAGAGUGCAAACCCGUCAGCUUGCAGCAGACUUAUGAGGCCAAGCGUCAGGAGUUCCUGGUGGAGCUGCAGAAGAGAGAGGACGAGAUGAGGCAGAUGUUUGUGCAGAGGGUGAAGGAGAAGGAGUCUGAGCUGAAGGAGGCUGAGAGAGAUCUGCAGGGUCGUUUUGAGCAGCUGAAGCGUCUCCACGCAGACGAGAAAGCAGCUCUGGAGGAGAAGAAGAGACUCCUGGACGAGGACCAGAGUUCCUUCGGCAAGAGACGAGCUGCCGCCCAGCUCCUGCAGGCCCAGAGCCUCACCGCCAACGGCAAGAAGGACAAGGACCGCAAGAAUUCUGGCUUCAUGUGAAGACGUUGGGGAUCAGAAGUACACUCCAGUACGACCAGUACAACCAGUGACGUUCUGGCCACGUCCUUUCCAGCCCUUUAUGGCCAGUCUUAAACACUAACCAGGAAAACCGCACACAGACCAGCAGUGUGUGCGAGUGUGAGUUUGUGCCAAAGUUUAAUGACUGUAUCCAUGAAUCCUGUGUAAACUUUCCUCAAUGGUAUAUUUUUAAUCUUCUUAGCAGGUUUUAUACCUCUCUGUAAUAUUUUAUAUUUAUCCUUUCGUUUUUAUAUAAUACUUUUUUAUUUUUCAUAUACCUCCCCCUUUACAGUAAAUAAAAGAAUUGGAUACAUACCAAGUAACACUAUAUUAAAAGGGACCUCCUCACUUACA